UAUAUGUUAAAAUAAGGAACGUUUGCUAUUCUCUCACGAAGUCAAGAUCCAUUUUUAUGCCGGUUUAUGAAAUACAUACAUACAUAUGUAUGUACAUACCAGCCCUAGUUUUAAUUCUGCUUUCAAAUGGAACUGAAAUCUAUAUAAGCAUAGUAGAGAGUUGAAGUUUUUGAAAUACGAUUAUUCUCGAAUAAAAAACUGCUCAAUUUAAAAAAAACACAAUUAUUUUGUUACAACGAAGCCUAAGCAUGACUGUGAAAAUUGUACAUGUUUAAGUUAUGCUAUUUUUUAAUUUACACAUUUGAAAAGUUUUAUUUUUGGGAAUGGCUAAAAUUAGAAGGUGGAUUUCUCAACGCUCAGAAAUUGCUCUUUGAGAAGAAAUAGCGUCAGUUGUGUUUUUAUGUUUGAUUGGAAGUGCAUGCGAAUAUUCCGGAAGAUUUCGAGUGUUGCGAUAUACAUACAUACAUACAUAUAGGACAUAAAUGCAUAUUUUUUUAUUAUUUAUGGAAGUAUAUGUCUGUAAAUAACGGCACACAGCGUCGAUACAAUUGUAUCGCAAUCAGACUGCUUAAAUAACUCAUAGAAACAAGUGAAUUCCUUUGAAGUUCAACACGAUUUGUGGACAAAAAGUAUCAUUGUAUUUGGUUCAGAACUAAAUCCUCCAGAAGUAAUGGCAACGGUAGAGAAACAAUCGUCGGAACAACAUGAGGGCGAUGUCACUUGCUUGGCAUACCACAACAGCCAGCUGUUCUCUGGCGGCGCCGAUGGCAAAAUCAAAAUUUGGGAUAAUGAUUUGAAUCUAAUUAAAUCCGUGGAUGCGCAUGACAGUUACAUAUACGCGAUGGCAAUAAAUUCGAAUAACGGUAAACUAUACUCCAGCAGCUGUGAUGGUUGUGUGAAAUUUCUGGCACCACCUUACGACCAAAUGGAGCAGCUUUUCUGCUGCGAGGAUGUCAUCCAAGCGAUGUACUGUGACGGUGAUAUUUUGUAUACGGGUGAUGAGAAGGGGGUCGUUACGAACUGGAUAGAUGAUAAAAUCAAAUUCAAAUAUAAUCUGGUUGAAGAGGUGAAGUCGCUGGGGGCUGAGAAAUCUCUUAUAUAUACAGUUCGAGAUUUGGACGUGGUGGUGUCGGACAUGAUUGCUGGCAAAUCGGGCAAAUACAGCAACAAGGCUGUGUUGCCGGGCAAAUCGCCGUUGGCGCUAGUUGGUCCUGUGAUCGAUGAUAAACGCACUUUCCUUGUGUUCGCCGAUCGUAGUGGGAAAGGAUUGUCUCUCGUGAAGAAUCUGCCGCAACAAAAAUUCGAAAGUGUUUGGAAUUUAACGAAUUGCCACGAGUUGAUCAUUCAAGCGAUCUGCGGAGACGAGAACACCGUCUACAGUGGCGGCUAUGACAACAAGGUAAAAGGUUGGACCAAUUUGGAACAGGCGGUACCCACACCUCUUGGCGAAGUAGAAGUCGGCAGUUGUGUAAAUGCGCUGGUGUGUAGCGGGAACAAGCGGGUUUUCAUUGCCACAUCAGAUGGUUUUGUGCGAAGAGCCAAAUUUGUUUAGUUUUAAUAAUAGGGGAACGACUGCUGUUCUAUGAAAAUAAAUUUCACAUUAGAAAAAACAAUUUUACAUUAAAAUUUAAAGGAAACUUAGUCUAAAUCUGUAUAUUAUAUUGGAAGAGGAAGAAAGAAUUGCAGGUUUGCUAAAAAGACAAGUAUUUUUUCAUUCAAAAUAUUUUUUAUUAGCUGCUCUUGGGUUAUUUUGCAAAAAAAAACAUUUAUGUUUUAACAAGUUGCAAAAUUUUUCACUUUUCUUGUACAUUACAAAAUGCCUGUUGCUAAUUGAGUUCAUAAGCAGUAUAUUAAAUAAUGUUUAUAGUUUCUUUCAACAUAGCUCUUUCGAUCACCAUUCACAUAAGCUUGUCCAUAUACUGGAAUUUCCAUAUUCUAUUUUCAUAAAUUAAAUGUAUAAAUAUCACAAAAGGUAGUGUGCACUUAAAAAUGUGGUACAAACCGAAAUAAAACAUUUAAAUUUGUAUGUUAAGCCAAGAUCAGGUUACCGUAAUUUGUGCCAAGGAUUGAAAACG
This is a messenger RNA of Bactrocera tryoni, 2075 nucleotides long. RefSeq lists its product as uncharacterized. The transcript has 3 exons. The record is from RefSeq and is a predicted model, not a curated record. Gene Ontology annotation, molecular function: protein binding. Lineage: Eukaryota; Metazoa; Arthropoda; Insecta; Diptera; Tephritidae. Bases 671 to 1552 code for a protein of 293 amino acids.